Molecule: messenger RNA, 1412 nt
Organism: Fundulus heteroclitus (mummichog)
Lineage: Eukaryota; Metazoa; Chordata; Actinopteri; Cyprinodontiformes; Fundulidae
Gene: spata48
Product: spermatogenesis associated 48
Exons: 9
Coding region: 18-1178 (386 amino acids)
Source: RefSeq, a predicted model, not a curated record
CCUCUCUCUCUCUCUGCAUGUCAUUUGAUCAGAGCGGAAAUCAACAAUGGUCUCUGGGCAACGUGCUUCACCUCACACAGAGUGUCCUGUUGCUUUCGCCACGGUCCAGAAUGGCUGCAGGUCUGGAUUCCUCCGAGCCCUUCUCCACAGAAGCACGAGUGAUCAGGAGGCUAAACUCCAGUGUGUGCAGGGCAGGAAGGAGUAAUGAACCGGGAAGCGGCCUUACAGCCUCCCAGCAGCAAGUCGCCCUGGCUCCUUUUCGAAGCGAUGUCCCCCUGCUGGACCCUUGCAGCGGCCAGCUGAGCGCAGGAGCCGAGGUGCACCAUGGGAUACGAGGCCGGCCGGGCUUCGUAGGGCUGGCCCCGUCACGACGGCUCCCGGCGGGGCUGAGGAACAGGCCUCAAACGGCUCCCUCAGGUUCAGCCGCUCCCAUUGACAUUCAGCUACAGUCACCGAGGACGCCAGCGAAAGCAGCAACCCACGACCGUCAUCCUGCUAAACACGGCGGACAUCUGGCGACCUCCUCCUCUGACCUGAGCUUUUGGAGCGAUGACUCAGCAGCAGUUCAACGCUACAUUUACACUUCUGCCACUCAGAGGAGCUAUGAGGAGGUACACUGGGCUGCAAAGUUCCCAGGAUGCUUCAGUGCAGCUGAAGCCACCCUGGAAAGGCUUGCCGACCCUGUGAGUGACCGAGUCUCUAGGCGGCGCUACGACAGCAGGCCUCAGCUGUGGCAGUCUGUAGGUGCUGAGUGGAACAGACGACAGCUUCGAUCCAGGAGCGAUGCCAAGAAACCCAUUUCAUUCUGCAGUAGAUACGCAAGAUCGGGUCAAAUCCCCUCAUUCACCGGCACGAUUGGCUCAGAGAACAUGGAAGACAUCGACAACAUGGAGAAAGAUUUUCACCCCCUGACCGUGAAGAGGAGCAUCAUUCCCUCGUACACCCUGAAAGCACACCGAGCCACCAUCCCAGGCUACACAGGCAAAGGUGUCUAUGCAACCCCUGCUGCUACUGCUGCCUCCUUCUCUGGAGUGACCAGAGGAUCUGAGCGUGCAGCUCCGCUGUCCAGGAUGGUGACCGCCGUGACGCCCUGCAACCCCUACCUGAGCGCCCGGCCUCCCGCCUCCCGAGCCACCAGCUGGAGAGACGUCAGCCCUGUGAAGAUGAGAAAGUUUUGAAGCCCUCAUCUUCCUCUUUGUGCCAUCCAAUCAGCUCAUAUGAAAGGGGCUAUAAGUGUGUGAUGUCGGUGGCUGAUUCGGAGUCAGUUGGAGAAUAAUGAGCUCCUCCAUUACCAUAAUUUCCCUGAUUUAGAUGAGUGGUUUUCUGACUCUGGGUAGUGAGCAUUUGCAUUGUCCUCCUAUACAUCAGCUCUCUCUGUCGUUCAGUGUGUGUGUGUGUGUGUGUGUGUGUGU